AUGCCCGCCAUCACCUAUGCCUUUCCUCCUCACAGGCCGAUGGUGCCGGACACGACGGAGCAGAUGGGACCUGAGUUCGGUUCCGACUCGUGGCCCUCCAUCGAGUCUUUUCUCUCACGCGGCGAAGCCCCGGUCUUCUUUGGGUUUGGCUCGAUGAUCUGCCAAAGCUCGAAGUUCAUGACCCUCCUGAGCCUCCGCGCCCUGCGCCUCACGGGCCUGCGCGGAAUCCUCUGCGCCUCCUGGUCCGACAUGUCGGUGGACCUUGUGGAUGGGGAGCCAGAUGCAGAGGACCUCAAAGCGUACAGCCAAGAGAACGUCCUGUUCGUGAAAUUCGCACCGCACGGAGCCCUUUUUCCGCGGUGCUGCGCCAUCGUACACCACGGGGGCGCCGGCACCACCAAUGCCUCCGCAAAGUCUGGGGUGCCCACCGUGAUCUUGCCUUUAUCCUUUGACCAGUUCGACCAUGCCGACCGCGUGAAUGAAUGCGGGAUUGGCGUUGGGAUGAAGCCCAUGAUGAGCCUGGAGCCCGAAGAGGUGGCAAAGGCCAUCCUGUGCUGUGUGGAGAGCAAA
Molecule: messenger RNA, 570 nt
Organism: Symbiodinium natans
Lineage: Eukaryota; Dinophyceae; Suessiales; Symbiodiniaceae
Source: the annotation of a GenBank genome assembly